UUGUGUUGGAACACCUGUUGUUAAACCAGCCAAUCCUGUGGCAGCUUCCCAUCCUGCAGAGAAGUCCAUUGAUCAUGUGACUUCUGAGGCCACGUGCAGCUCGAGGACUGAUGGACCAAUAGAAACCAUCAAACUCUGAAACACGUAGAAACAGAACAAGCUGCAGCUCAGCAGGUUUCCUCUCACGUCAUGUGACCUGAAACCAGUUCAGAGCAUCUGGUGCUGAACCAGUUGAACAACGUCUCCCAUCACCUCUCCUCCUGUAACCAGUGUGCUGCUCCACAGGUUGAUGGCCGCCCGUCCUCCUCCGGUCCCGUCCACUCUCACCUCGUGGCUCUCCAGCUUCCUGCCCUGCGGCGUCGCGGUGGGACCGUCCCGGCUCUGCGAGGGACGACUGGGGCUGUGGUGGGUGGGCCGCUGCCUGGGGGCCGGGGCCCUGCUGGGCAGGGGGGGGGACACAGACUGGACCUGGAAGCAUCACAGCGGCCCAGAGGAGGACCUCGCCCUGAACUCCCACAGCACUGAGGCACAAAAGGCACUGAGACAGAAAGUAAACAAGGAGGCUCUUCUACAAAAAUCCGUUUGGAUCAACUUUGCGUGCCGAGCGCUCAGCAGAGCUCAGCAGAACGUGGCUGUGCAGUGUGUGUGUGGACAGAUGUGUGUCGGCGAGUGUGUGGAUGUGUUUCUGCGUGUGUGUGAGGACGUCCGGCCUGGAACCGAGCUGCUGUUUUAUGACGACACUGAAGGAGACGGUCACACAACAGAUGAGACCAACACACAGGAGAACUCGGAUCAUGAAAAAGACCCAGAGAGCACAACUAAGAAGAUCUCAAUCUAUCGAGAAAAGGAAGAGAUGGACAAACACAAGGAGGGAAAACAGGAGGAGGGGGAGGAGGAGGGACGGAACAGACACCCCUGCAGACGCAUGAAGAAGAGUCACCCAGUCAGACCCAGGAGGAGGAGGGGGGGAGUGGAGGGAACCCCGUCUGAUGGAGGAGUGCAGGGAGGUGAUGGUGAAGGGAGGACAGCUCAACAGGGUCACUCUGACUCCAGAGGCCUCCCUGCACCUCCUCAUGUCCGCUGCAGCUCCCGUCUGGCUGCGAAACCACGACGGGUUCACUGUCAGGCCGGCCUGGUGAGGCCCCCCCCCGCCCGCCCAGACCCGCCUGGACACACUGAGGGGAAGAGGCGGAGCUCCGCACAGGGCGCCAGGUGCAUCCCAGAAAAGAUGGUUUCCAUAAAGACGGUACAGCCUGAGGCUGAGGCCGCCGCGGAGGUCAGAGAGAGACGCUACAGAUGUUCCAGCUGUGGCAAAACGUUCUACCAGCUCAGCCACUUAAAGAAACAUCAGUUCAGUCACACAGAGGAGAAACCGUUCAGCUGCCAAGAGUGUGGGAGGAGCUACACGUCUGCAGAGAGCUUCAGAGCCCAUCAGAUGAGUCACCGUGGGGAGCGUCCCUUCUCCUGUCCUCACUGUGAGAAGACGUAUGGACUGAGGAGGGACCUGAAGGAGCACAUGGUCCUGCACACCGGGGAGAAGCCCUACUCCUGUGAGCACUGUGGCAAAGCGUUCGGCCGCCGCCCCUCGCUCCGCAUCCACCGCCUGCUCCACUGCAGCAGGAAGCUCUACACGCAGCCUCCCAAGGUGCCGUGCACGCUCUGCCCCAAGCUGCUGGCCAGCGGCAGCUCUCUGAGGAACCACAUGAAGCUCCACUCCGGAGAGAGGCCUCACGUGUGUCAGACCUGUGGGAGGAGCUUCAGUCAGAAAGAUUCUCUCCGUCCUCAUAUUCAGCGUCUGUUGCUCGACUCAGGAAACCUGGAGUGCCACUUGAGGAUCCACAGCGGAGAGAAGCCCUAUCCCUGCUCCCAGUGUAACCAGAGCUUCUCCCAGAAACCAGAGCUGCGCCGGCACACGAUGGGCCACACGGGUGGAGGCUUCCUCUGCAGCUACUGUGGGAAGUCCCUGAGGGACCCACACAGCCUGAAGGCCCACGAGCGCCUGCACACCGGAGAAAGGCCUCAUCGCUGCCCCGUCUGUGGAAAAGGUUACACGCUGGCCACCAAGCUGAGGAGACACAUCAAGUCCUCUCACGUGAUGGAGAAGCCGUACAGCUGCCACUGUGGUGCGUCCUACACCGUGAGGCAGAGUCUGCUGAGGCACCAGGCUCAGCACAGGAAGGAGGGAGGAGCUCAGGAGGAGGUGGAAGAGGAGGCAGCACACAGGGAGGAGACGGACAGCAGCUGGAACGAUGCCACUUUAAACUCAACUCACCCGAAGCCAAUCAGAGGCCGACCCAAGAAGAACCCCCUCCCAGCAGAGGCGGAGGAGAAGGAGGUGAAGGAGGUGAAGCGGAGAAAGGGAAGAGGGGAGGAGAAGGAGGGGAGGCAGGGAGGAAGGAGCAUUGAAGAGGACCACACUUCAAGAGGAGGAGAUGAGGAGGGUAACCUCCAGCACGCCGUCGUCUACGUCCACGCAGACGACCUGUCAACGCCAAGCUCCGCCCCUCUGCUCCUCGCCUCGGAGAACUCCCUGUCUGCAGGGGCGGGGCCGGAGCUGGUGGAGGUGGUGAUGUCAGAGGGUGCAGAGCAGUGCAUCGUGGUCCAUGGGCAGCAGGCGGGAGGAGAGCUGCUGAUCUUACAGGAGGAGGAGAGCGGACUCUGCUCGGUGGCUCAGACUGUGGAGAUAAACAGCGUGUAGAUCUUUUCUUGUGUGUCCUUCUCCUCAUUUAAAGAACCAGGACUCCAGUGUUCACCUCAUCCUGCUGCUCAGGCUGGAGAUGGUGUCCAGGCUUCAUCUUCUUCUCACCCUGAUUGUAAAUGAGUGACCUGGUGGCUCCAUGUUGCUCUUCACUGCCCAGUGCUGACUGGGCUGACUGGGCUGACUGGGCUGACUGGGCCUGGCGGGUCAGGCUCCCUCCAGGUCUGGAUCCAGGAGGGUCACAGUGGGUUCUUUUCUGUAUGUGGCUCUUUGUCUGGCCUCCCUUUCUGCUUUGGCCUUCAGCUUUAAGUAGAUGAUGACAGGAAACAGGAGAAGGUCCUUCAGAGAUCCAGGGACCUGCCCUGAUGGAUUAAAUGUUGCUCCACGAACACAGAUGAUUUGAAAACUCAACCCCCCCCCCCCCCCCAACGGAUCUCCUAAGAAUGUAUGUCACAUGACUGCAAAGAUGAAUAAUUAUCAUUAAAACAGAAUAAUAAGAUUACAGUGUGUCACAGAGUCGACUAAUUAUAAAUGACAUGUCACGUUACCUGAUGAUCGGGUUCCCUGCUGGAGACGGGUCUGGAGAUUCUACUGGCGCGUUGUUUCCUGCCUCCAGGAACAUCCCAUAAUCAAAGACUGUAAAGUAAGAGAAACCUGAAGGAAGAACAACGAGACGAGUUCAACAUGCGUUUCUCUGCUGCUCUGGGAUCAGGUUCUUUAGACGAAGGCUGAGAAGCUUCAUGGCCUGCUGAAGACAGACAGGAGGACAGAAACCCAGCAUCUGGAGAAGAGCGUCCAGGUGCAGCUGGGUCUAGAAGCUCCAGAUGGUGUGACGCUCCAGAUCCAGACGAGAAGAGGAGCUCCUCCAAACUGUCAGUGUGUCUGUGUCUCACCUCCUGCUGGAGGUUCAGCUCUGUUAGGAAUGAUGAUCACACGCUUCAGUCUUUAUGAAACUGUUUACUGUAAACAUCACAAACACAUUUUCAACGUGA
This is a messenger RNA of Platichthys flesus (European flounder), 3690 nucleotides long. Its product is annotated as zinc finger protein 408-like. The record is from RefSeq and is a predicted model, not a curated record. Lineage: Eukaryota; Metazoa; Chordata; Actinopteri; Pleuronectiformes; Pleuronectidae. The coding region runs from base 290 to 2698 and encodes 802 amino acids. Gene Ontology annotation, cellular component: nucleus. Gene Ontology annotation, molecular function: RNA polymerase II cis-regulatory region sequence-specific DNA binding; DNA-binding transcription factor activity, RNA polymerase II-specific. The transcript is spliced from 8 exons. Gene Ontology annotation, biological process: regulation of transcription by RNA polymerase II.